AUGGACGAUAAUGCGAAGAAUAUAUCUUCGUACCAAUUAGACCAGGAAAUACUGGAUGCCCGUGGUAUCAACAUGACUGUAGAGGAAGUGGCCGGGCUCUCCACGUGCAAGUACUCCGAGAGGGUGCAGUCGCUGAAAGUCAGUGAAGAUGACCUGGCCUUCUUGAAAGGGCUGCGGAGGAGGAUUAAGAAUAGGCUGGCUUCUCAGAAUAGUCGUCGCCGCAACGUGGAGCAUCUUCGCCGGCUGGCCCGUGAGCUCCGCGCCGUUAGAGCUUGCAGGGACGAUGCACUAUCAGAGAGGAGAGCCCUCGUCACUCAGAGAGACACUGUGAGGGACAAGUGUAUUAGACUCAGAAGAUAUCUGGUCCAGAUACUCCAGGAUCGCUCUGACACCUCCGAGGUGCCAUCCAUAGAUGUAGAAAUAACACAAUUAGAAUCUCCCAAAACUCCACCAAAAAUUGUUACCGUUACAGAAACAAAAACACCGCUCCUCCCAGAGUGCUUCGAAAACACAAACAAAAACUCCGUGCAAAGCAUUGAAUCAAAAGUUUUCUCAAACACAGACGUUAAAAAUUUCGAAAACACCGAUUCUAAAAAAUUCCAAAGUCCGGCUUCGAAAAUUUUCAAAACCCGGAUUUGA
This is a messenger RNA of Arctia plantaginis, 639 nucleotides long. The record is from the annotation of a GenBank genome assembly. NCBI's taxonomy places the organism in Eukaryota, Metazoa, Arthropoda, Insecta, Lepidoptera, Erebidae.